UCAGCGCAAAAGUGGCCUAGGCUUUUCAUAGUUAGCAUGGAGUAAAUGAGGUUUGAAUUUAUUUUUCCACUGCUUCGUAAGCAAUAAUAAUACGCGCAAAAAUAAUGUUUACAAUCUGCUGCCUAUGGGUAAAACUGGGGAUAGGCCCGGUUUUUCAUCAACUUUUAUUAUGUUUCAAAUAAAUUCCAAUAUAUAAGCAAGAAUAUGAAAAAUUGUGGGUUAGGCCAGUUUUGCGCUCACGGUCUCAAUUAUAUUUCUAUUUAUAAUAUUUUAUUCGAUAUUGACCAAAAAGGUUAGUUAUUCAAAGUUGCUUUGUCUGAAGUUCACGAUUCCUUGUGACCUGCCAAGUUAGUGCUUAGACAAAUGAUAAUAAAAUAAAAACAAAAAAAAAGCAAAACGGAUUUGAACAAAAUAAAAUGAAAAUUUAAAAAUUUAAUCAAUAAUGUAGUGAAAGUCAAUUAAGCAUGCAUUUUUUUAGGAUCUAGUCUAAAAACUACUUGGCAGAUCUUGAUAAAAUUUAAACGGGACCACAUGAGAAAUAUUAAUAUUUUUCAAAAGCUUUCAAAUAAGAAAACAAUCAUUAAAAUCGGUUCACAUAUUAAAAAGUUCUGACGCAAAACGCAAAAGAUACAGUCGAAUUAAGAACCUUCUUAUUGAAGUCAGCUAAAACGGAUUCAACGGAAUGUAAACCUAAUUGAAAAAAAAUCUAAUUACAGAGUUGCGUUUAAAUUUACAUUCGUUGGGUAAGUUCUGUAUACCAGUCAGAGAAACCAAGAUAAUUAAAGCAACGCGAAUUCUAUUCUUUACUAUACUUUGAAGCAAGAUAUCAGAAUGAUAACAUUCUAAUUGCAAACGAAUAAUUUCUUUGUGGCAGUAAUCUCAAUGAAUCGAGUCAUCUAGAUUUUUAAGUCAAUGUGAUUCAAUCCCCUAGAUUGUGAAUUUCCUUUAAUAUAACAGACGCAUCCUAUUAUCUAAUUGAAAUCCAGAUGGUACCAGGUUUGGAGACCCGCUGCGGCCUUGGGGGUCCUGUUGUCGGGCUCGCUGCUAUUAUUCAGUUUAAAUGUGGUACCCAAGUAGUACACAACAUGAAGUAUUUUAUGAUAGUUCUUGUAUUUAGUGGCCUUGUCAAAUUUGGCUCCACAAUAAUGUGCUACGAAUGUAACAGCGCUACGAACAGUCUGUGCCUGCAGACCAUUCCUCCUGACACCUUAAAGCGGAACUGCUCCAUACACGACAAGGGCGUGAUCCACACAAUGUGCAGGAAGAUCAUCCAGCACGUCGACGUGCCUCUGAACGGAAAGUAUCCAGAAAGUAGGGUGAUCAGGACUUGUGGCUGGGACGAGAGCAAAUUCAAAAAUGUAUGCUACCACCGCGCAGGAUACGGCGGAAGGCAAGAAGUAUGUUCCUGUCACACCGACUACUGCAACAGCGCUCAAGGACAUCGAAUCACUAAGAUACUACUGUCUACUGUGUUAUUGGUAACGAGCGUGAAGAUAUGUUACUGAAAUUCGUCUAAUACUGAUUUAUCAUAAAGGGCAUUAAUUGUUCCAAAUUUAUUAAAAGAGCUUUUUUUUCUAUGGUGAGAAAUCUUUCUGUUACCCACACUAUCGAAUAAAUAAAUAAAAUAAAAAUGUGACUAA
Bombyx mori (domestic silkworm) is the source of this 1640-nucleotide messenger RNA. RefSeq lists its product as uncharacterized. The record is from RefSeq and is a predicted model, not a curated record. The coding region runs from base 987 to 1505 and encodes 172 amino acids. Lineage: Eukaryota; Metazoa; Arthropoda; Insecta; Lepidoptera; Bombycidae. The transcript has 3 exons. Gene Ontology annotation, biological process: regulation of synaptic transmission, cholinergic; positive regulation of voltage-gated potassium channel activity; sleep.